This is a messenger RNA of Thecamonas trahens ATCC 50062, 1131 nucleotides long. RefSeq lists its product as uncharacterized. The coding region runs from base 1 to 1131 and encodes 376 amino acids. The transcript is spliced from 2 exons. The record is from RefSeq and is a predicted model, not a curated record. NCBI's taxonomy places the organism in Eukaryota, Apusomonadida, Apusomonadidae.
AUGGGCGCCGCCCUUAGCCGGUGCACCGGUGCCCGUGGCGCGCAAAGCCCCGGCGAGCCUCACUCUCCCGGCGACACUGGCCAUGCCGAGCCGCGCAGAAGGCGGUAUUCGUUGUCGUCACUAUCGUCGUCAUCUUCGUCGUCGUCAUCGGCUUCGUCAUCGUCGUCAUCCGUAUCAUCAUCGUCGUCGGCCCCGUCAUCGGGCAUCGACUUCAGCGACGACGCUGACCUCGCCGAUCAGCUGCGUGUCAUCCGGACAGAGGUCGAGCGGCUGCAGCACGGCCUUGAGUCGACGCUUGAGCUGCAGAGCAAGGAGUUGCGCCGCGAGCUAGACGACCUGGAGAUGCGGGUCUCGCAGGCCGGAUCGCUCCGCGGCUCGCUGCCCCUGCUCGACGUCUCAGCCCGCCCCUCGAGCCACACGCUGACCCUGCCGAUCAAGUCGGACGCGGUACCGUACGUGGCGCGGCCACGGAUUGGUGCUGCCUACCGCUCGUCAGACUCGGGACUGACCAUUUCAGACGCAGCCGUCAGCGCUCCCGACUCAUCAUCGUCGGCGCUCAACUCGUCGUGGGACUCGGGCAUGAGCUCGACGUCCGACUCGGCCGCCAUCAUCUCGCCUGCCGCCGCCCGCCGCGCCGAGCGCAAAGCUGCCGCCGACAACCUCGCCGCUCGCGUCGCCCACUGGAACGGUCCGCGCGUCCUGCUCACCCGCAAGGAGGGCAUUGCUGUCCUUGCUGCCGCUACCGACGCGCCGGCCGUCGACUUUGCCACCGUCUACGCCUACUACCUGCCGGGCUCGCGCUCCGUGGCUGUGUGGGCCUUCUUCGACUCGGCAGAUCACAUGGUCUUCGCCCUAGAGCGCCGCCGUGGCCUAACCCCAUCGCCGCCGCGCACCGCCCCCGCUCUGCGCCGCGGCGAGAGCCACACCCUCCACCCGCGCCGAUCCUCGCGCCGCCGCUCUUCACACUCAUACCUCCCUGCCGACUGCAAGCACGGCCGCAGCCACAACGUCGCUGACACCAACCACGAGCUCCUAUCGUCCCAGCCGCCACUCUCCCACCGCAUCGCACGCUCGCGCUCCUCGCAUGGUUCAUCAUUGGCCUCGGAUGCUUUCUCGCCCCGCCGCCGAUGA